Molecule: messenger RNA, 915 nt
Organism: Vombatus ursinus (common wombat)
Lineage: Eukaryota; Metazoa; Chordata; Mammalia; Diprotodontia; Vombatidae
Gene: TRIM40
Product: tripartite motif containing 40
Exons: 5
Coding region: 1-915 (304 amino acids)
Molecular function (GO): zinc ion binding
Source: RefSeq, a predicted model, not a curated record
AUGGAUCCCCAGCUGGCAAACAGUCCUGAGAAAGGACUCUGUCCCAUCUGCCAAGAGCAUCUAAGGGAGCCAGUGAGCACUGACUGUGGGCACUUCUUUUGCCAACUUUGCCUCAUCCAGCAAGCUAUAAAGGCCUCAGAUGGGGACAUCCUGAACUGUUCUGUUUGCCGGAAGCCCUGGUCUCCGAACAUUCUAGGGGCAGGCUACUCCUGUGAGGACCACCAAAAAUUGGUGGGCUGGUUCUGUGAAGAAAAACAACUUUUCCUGUGUUCUCACUGCCGUACAUCUCCUGAACACCGAACCCACCAUGAGCUAUCCAUUGAUAUAGCCAUCAUCCACUAUAAGGAACGGAUCCACCGAAAAGUCAGAAAGCUCCGGAAGUUCUUAGGGGAACUUUGCCACCUUCCCGAGGAAAAGGGAAAACUCCAGACUCUGUUGAAACAGAUAGAUUCAGAAAAGCAUAGGCUGAAGGCUGUAUUGGAGAAACAACAAACAGGGGAACAGUUGGGCUCUCCCCUUCAGCAGUGGCUACGUGGGCUGAAUAGCAUCUCAGAAGAGGUGAAAGAACUCCAUGACAAAAUCUCUGAGGCAGAAACCUAUCUGAAUGACCUGAUCACUGAAUUGGAGAAGACAUCUAAGGAACUGAACAUCACCUUGCUAAAGAGUGUCAGAGAUUUAUUGAACAGGAGUGUUCCAGGAAAACUAUGCUACCCAGAGGCCAACUCUUCUGUGUUAGAGCAGAAAGUAGGAAAGCUGCUUCAACAGACGUCCUCAUCUGUGAACGCCCCUACCUCAGAACUGUUUGACUCUCCUCUCUCUCCUCCACCAUCCUCCUCCAACCAACUUCCAGGCUGGACUGAUUCUUCCUUGGCACUAGCUCCUGGGCCUGUCCCUACGUCCCUCCCUGAUUCCUGA